AUGCAACAUGGCAUGUGUCUAUCAAAAACACAAUCCCCUUCAACUAAGGAUGAUAGGGAUCACAUGAAUAAGAUUCCAUAUGCAUCAUCAAUAGGAUCUAUCAUGUAUGCCAUGUUAUGUACUCGACCAGAUGUCUCGUAUGUUUUAAGUGCAACGAGUAUGUACCAAUCUGAUCCCGGCGAUGCUCAUUGGGUAGCUUUCGAGAAUAUCCUUAAGUACUUGAGAAAGACUAAGGACUCAUUCUUGGUAUAUGGAGGUCGGGAAGAGCUUACCGUAAUUGGAUACAUCGAUGUUAGUUUCCUGACAGAUAAGAAUGACUUUAGAUCGCAAUCUGGUUAUGUGUUUUGCUUAAAUGGUGGCGCUGUGAGCUGUAAAAGUUCAAAGCAAGAUACAAUUGUUGAUUCUACAAACAGGGCCGAGUAUAUUAUUGCCUCAAAUGCAGCAAAGGAAGUUGUUUGGAUAAGAAGUUCAUUAGAUAACUUGGCAUAG
Messenger RNA from Vicia villosa (hairy vetch), 489 nucleotides. Its product is annotated as secreted RxLR effector protein 161-like. The transcript has a single exon. The record is from RefSeq and is a predicted model, not a curated record. NCBI's taxonomy places the organism in Eukaryota, Viridiplantae, Streptophyta, Magnoliopsida, Fabales, Fabaceae. The coding region runs from base 1 to 489 and encodes 162 amino acids.